AUGGACAUGAGGUUGCAGACAGUAGAAACAGGAGCCCCAUUGCCCCCUGGAAUCCUGUGUCAAGCACCUGCUUUGCCAGACGGGCUCCCAGACACAGAUGAAUUCACCUCUCCCCAUUCACCCAGCAGCUGGGGGCUUAUUGCUGCACUCUAUCACACGAAAUCUCCGCUGGGCCAGAAGUCUCGCGAGACGUCCUGGGCUGGGAAAGAUGGCCAGCCUGCUGGGGAAAAGGUCUACCGGUGCAACCGCAGCCCAGGCACCCCCAUUAUCCUGGGAGAACUUGCAGAAGUAGCUGAGAGCUCUUCCAUUCCUGACGGUGAGCCGUGGUGUCCAGAAACGAAGCAGAAAGAUGAAGAUGCUGAGACUAAUACAACCUUCAGACAUACACAUUGGAGGAAGUGGAUUUUAUUCCGCAAGAAGAUGCAGCAUCAUUCUCUGAAGAUUGAUCCCCAAAAGCGGUCAAAUGCUGUGCAGGAGAGUGAGGAUAAGAGAGAACAUCCUAGCAUAUCACAAGGAGGAACGAAGGGUGGAGUGCUGAAAGAGGUCUUGAGCAAUCCGGAGAGAUCCAGAAGGAAGGAGGGAAAAUACACAAAAGAGAAGGACAAAUCCAUUUCAACUCAGAGCGGGUUCCACCUUGAACAAGAAGAACAAACAGGAAAGGGACACAGAAAGCACCUGGAUGCUCAUUUGAGAAUCCACAUGGCAGAGAAACCCAGUCAAAGCUCAGAGUCUGUGAAAAGAGACUGUCUGAGCAAACCAACUGUAAAAGCUCCAGUGCUUGACACAGAGGGGAAAUGUCAUACUGGUUUGGAGUGUACAAUGAGCUUCACACAGAGCUCACAACUUACAACACACCAUCAACAAAUUCACUCUGCAGAGGAACUGUAUAUGUGUACAGAACGUGGAAAGAGCAUCCAAAAACAAAAUCUCGUAGCGUAUCAAAGGUGUCAUACAAGGGGGAAAUCCUUUAAAUGCUCCUGGUGUGAGAAAAGCUAUGGGGAUAGCUCAAAACUUAACAGACAUGAAAGAGUUCAUACAGGGGAGAAACCCUAUAAAUGUGCAGAAUGUGGAAAGGGCUGCAUUGAUAACUCACAUCUUAUUACACACCAACGAAUUCACACAGGAGAGAAACCCUAUACAUGUAAAGAAUGUGGAAAGAGCUUUGCUCGGAGGGCAACCCUUAUUACACAUGAAAGAAUUCACACAGGAGAGAAACCCUAUACAUGUAAAGAAUGUGGAAAGAGCUUUUCUCAGAAGGCAACCCUUAUUACGCACAAAAGAAUUCACACAGGUGAGAAACCCUAUACAUGUAAAGAAUGUGGAAAUAGCUUUUCGCAUAGUUCAUCCCUUAUUACGCAUGAAAGAAUUCACACAGGAGAGAAACCCUUUCAAUGCUCAAUAUGUGCAAAAUUCUUCAAAACAAGCUCAGGCCUUUCCAAACAUAAAAGAAUCCACACAGGGGAGAAACCCUAUACAUGUAAAGAAUGUGGAAAGAGCUUUACUCAGUGGCCAACCCUUAAUAAGCACAAAAGAAUUCACACAGGUGAGAAACCCUAUACAUGUAAAGAAUGUGGAAAGAGCUUUUCUCAGAGGCCAAACCUUAUUAAGCACGAAAGAAUUCACACAGGGGAGAAACCUUAUAAAUGUUCUAAGUGCAGUGAAACAUUCCGUUACAGUUAUCAGCUUGCGAGACAUCAAAGAACUCAUGCACAGGAGACUCCCUAG
Molecule: messenger RNA, 1725 nt
Organism: Elgaria multicarinata webbii
Lineage: Eukaryota; Metazoa; Chordata; Lepidosauria; Squamata; Anguidae
Product: zinc finger protein 660-like
Exons: 4
Coding region: 1-1725 (574 amino acids)
Biological process (GO): regulation of transcription by RNA polymerase II
Cellular component (GO): nucleus
Molecular function (GO): DNA-binding transcription factor activity, RNA polymerase II-specific
Source: RefSeq, a predicted model, not a curated record